GCAGAAUGCACUGGAAGCAGCCUCUGAAAAAAGUCCCAUCUUAUGUGUCUGCUGCCUCUUCGACUAGUCCUAUCCGGCGUUCUGUAAGCUGCCCUCGAUCCAUUUCAGCUUUGGCUAUGCAACUGCAAGCUGAAAAACGCCCUUUCACAGCCAAACCAGUAAUGCAUCUCUCUCGGUCAUCACUCGCGAGCAGGUCACACUCUUUAAACAGAGGUUCAUCUGCUCUCAAAGUGUCUCACACUGCCAACCAAGGCUCUGUACAUUCAUCUGGGGGUGAAAUGCAGCAGGGAACCGUGGAACAGGACGAAUUAUUGACAAAGGAAACUUUAGCCAUUUUCAAUGACAUGAAGAUACGAUACCCAGGGAAAACAAACGAAGAAGCAGAUCUAAUCAUCGAAGAUAUAAUGGAUAACUGGAAAUACCAUAAAUCAAAAGUGGCAUCAUAUUGGUUAAUAAAAUUGGAUUCUGUAAAACAGCGAAAGGUUUUAGACAUUGUGAAAGUCAGUAUUCGCUCUGUCCUGAAGCAUAUCUGGAGAGUUUCAGAUGUGGAAUGUUUACAUUUAUACCGACUUUUUAACCGGGUGUUUAAUCGCCUGCUCUGGAGCCAUGGCCAAGGGCUGUGGAAUUGUUUCUGUAAUUCAGGGAGCUCUUGGGAGACAAUAUUCAGUAAAAGCACAGAAGCCGUGACUGCCGAUCAACUCCAGUGUUGCCAACGAAUAGUUGAACUUUGUAAACAGUGCCUGCUAGUGGUUUACAAAUACUCAUCUGAUGUUAGAGGGACCUUCUCUGGAAUGAAUUCUGAUUGGGACGACACAAGGUUUGCAUGAUGCUGAAUUUGACAUGUUGCGGUCUGUUGUUAAAAGCAAUUUAGGGAUGCAAGGGCAUGAUCCAUACUGUUGGAUUUUGUUGCAGAAUCUCAGUUGAUACUAAACUUUAAAUUAAAAGUUUAAUUUAACUUUUAAUUUUUCAUUGCGAUGUAAUAAUGGCAAUCCAGCAGUUUACAUGUGUUUAAACUAAUUCUUGUGAGAGCCAGUAUGGUGUAGUAGUUAAGGCAUCAGGCUAGAAACUGGAAGAUUGUGAGUUCAGUUUUGCCUUCCUUAAUCACAAAGCCAACUGGGUGAACUUGAACUUUUUCUCAGCCCUAGGAAGUAAGCAGUGGCAAGCCACGUUGGAAAAGCUUGCCAAGGAAAUCACAGGGAUUUGUCUAGGCAAUCUCCCAUUAUUGGACACCACUGAAUGGAAGGAGAUCCACCUUCACCCCCGAUUAAUAUAUAUGCAAUUUCUAACUUCUGGUUGCUGCCUAUACAUUUUAGUGCAGAAAUAUAAUCAUUUUCUCCCCUUUGUUUUCCAAGACUUAGUGAUGUAAAAUAUCUGAGGCGCAACAAGUUGGUACAUGUUAAUAUAAUGAAUAUGAAAUCCCAAGCGCGAAUAGAUUGGUUUUCAGAGUUUGUUGCAGC
This is a messenger RNA of Thamnophis sirtalis, 1457 nucleotides long. The record is from RefSeq and is a predicted model, not a curated record. Lineage: Eukaryota; Metazoa; Chordata; Lepidosauria; Squamata; Natricidae.